Molecule: messenger RNA, 1887 nt
Organism: Paramecium tetraurelia
Lineage: Eukaryota; Ciliophora; Oligohymenophorea; Peniculida; Parameciidae
Exons: 10
Source: RefSeq, a predicted model, not a curated record
AUGCUGCCUGAUUUAGAGCAUAAAGGGUUUCUUAAGAAAAUGGAAAAAUAAAUCAAUAAUAAAUAAAAACUAGUACCAGUCUUUGCAAAAAACCCAUUUAAACCUGCUGCUCGUUUGAUGUAUGGUUCCAAGAGAUACACUAAUGUUAUAAAAUUCAAUAGUUGUUAAAAAUAUGAUAAUUUGAUUGACAAGCAUAUUGAUUCUUAAGCUCGAAACAAAAAUAAAUUGUUGUAAUAUGAAAUUAAGAACCCUCACUAGGAUGCAAUUAAAAAGAUCCUCUAAAAAUUAGAAUAGAGAACAUUUAAAAAUUAGGAAUAUGAACCUGGAUUAUUUACAGAAAUUAUACAAAACAGAAGAAUAAAAAAUGUGAUCAUAAACGAAGAUUAGACUAUUGAUUACUCUACUAUCGACUAUAGUAAAUAAUCUUUAAAAUUACCUCGAUUAAAUCAAUCUUUUGAUUUAGUAAAGUGUCACAAUGAAACUAGUGAUAGUAAAAUCUCAAAAUUAAAUCGACAUUAUCAAACAUAGAUUCAAUAUUAGUUAACAAUCAUAAAAAAUAAAGAAGACAUUUAGGAGCAUUAAAUCUUGAUAUUUGAUUAUUUUUAUUGUAUUGAGCAUUUACUAUUGGUAAACGAUAUGAAUCUGCCAUUUACUAAACUAAUCCAUACCCAGGGUAAUGUAUGCUAUUCACAUAGUCCAAAUCACUACUCUAUUAAUCCAAUUGAGAAACCUAUUGGGUUCAGAUUUUCUAAAUCAAAUAGAAAACCCUUAUACUCAUCUAGUAUAGCACCAGACCCAGGAGCGUCUUCACAAAUAUAACUUAAUUAGACAAUUACCUAAAAUGCCCCUUCAGCUGUUUUUACAACUGCCUAAGAUCACUAGAAGAAAGGAUUAGAAAUUGGUCCUGGAUCAUAUAAUUGGACUGAUUAAGAAAAGGCUCCAGCAUUUACAUUUCAAAGCAAAUUCGAUACUAUUGGUAAUCAGAUACUAUAAAACCCUGGUCCAGGAACUUACGAUCUUAAACAUUAUCAUACUCAUUAACCGUAAAAUAAGGGAUUGACAACAAGCAAGAGAGCUAAUAAUUUAACAUAAAGUACUCCAGGACCAGGGUAAUAUGACGUUGAAAUACCUAAAUUCUCAACUAACAUCAAGUAUACUAUAAUAUCUAACAGAUUUCCAAAAUCAUAGAGAAGUUUUGAAUUAAGUCAAAACGGACCUGGUCCAGGGGCAUUUGAUUUGAGUUUGCCUAAACAACAAGGAAUAACAUUUGGAGUUAAAGGAAAUCUACACAUCGAAAAAUCUAAUGUACCAGGUCCUGGUAGUUACAAAUUAAAAUCAUUUGUUGAAUCCGAAGAAGGAGAUAUAAAAUUGAAAAAAGGAAAAGGAGUCAAAAUUGGUACCUCCAAAAGGAGUAGUCAAAAUUAACUUAAGUUUGGUCCAUCUCCAUUAGAUUACGAUGUUUAAAAAUAUAAAUAUCCUACUAGACAUGCUAGUUUUGGAAGUGCAAUCAGAUAGUCAAUUAUUCCAAAUGAAAAAACUCCUGGCCCUGGAGCAUAUAUGGUUGAUUCCAAACUUCGAAGAAAUGGCCCCAUCAUUUCAAAAGCAUUAAAGGAUUAUAGCUCUUUGGAUAAUACUCCUGGUCCUGGGAAGUACAAUCCUAACAUAUCAAUUUCAUCAAAUAAGGGACCAAGUUAUCAUAUAGCUGGGAAAUAUGACAAACCUUAAGAAGGCAGUUUGGUUGGACCUGGAAGAUACAAUAUUUCAAGAAAUAUUGAUAAUGGUCCCAAAUACACAUUUCCAGCCCUAGAAAAAAGCAUGGAUAACAAAUCAUUAGAUGUUAAUUAGUAAUUUGCUCGAAUUUAUUCAAUAUAGGUCCCAUUGCUAUGA